AGAGUUUCAAUUCUUGCUAGAUUUGUUAUAAAAAGGUUGAAAAGCUGGGAAAGCGACUUUCAAUAAGAGGCAAAAAGAAACAAAAAAAAAAACAAAAGAAAUCCACGCAGCUGCUUCUUCUUCUUCUUCGUCUUCUUCAAAGCUUUCCCGCUCGCUCAGAGACAUUAAUACAAGCACUUUGACUGCGAUAAAGACUUUAAUAGAAAUAUUAUUCAGAGAGAAGGAGAAUGAAGUACGUUUUGGUUACUGGAGGAGUCGUAAGUGGACUCGGCAAAGGCGUCACCGCCAGCAGCAUAGGCGUCGUCCUAAAAGCCUGUGGCCUUCGUGUUACUUCCAUCAAAAUUGAUCCUUAUCUGAACACGGAUGCCGGUACCAUGUCUCCUUUUGAACAUGGAGAGGUUUUUGUUCUUGAUGACGGCGGAGAGGUUGAUUUGGAUUUGGGUAAUUAUGAGCGCUUCCUUGAUGCUACUCUUACUAAAGAGAACAACAUUACUACUGGGAAGAUAUAUCAGUCCGUCCUUGACAAGGAACGAAGAGGUGAUUAUCUUGGAAAAACCGUUCAGGUUGUCCCACACAUCACAGAUGCUAUUAAGGACUGGAUUGAGUCCGUUGCUCUCAUUCCUGUGGAUGGAAAACAGGGCCCUGCAGAUGUUUGUGUGAUAGAGUUGGGAGGCACAGUUGGUGACAUUGAAUCAAUGCCAUUCAUUGAAGCUUUGCGACAGUUGUCCUUUUCAGUUGGGAAAGAUAACUUCUGCCUCAUUCAUGUGAGCCUAAUACCUGUGCUGGGUGUUGUUGGAGAGCAAAAAACUAAACCUACACAGCAUAGUGUUCGGGAACUUAGAGCAUUAGGCUUGACUCCUCAUCUGCUUGCAUGUCGCUCUGCUCAGCCCUUAUUGGAUAAUACAAAAGAGAAACUUUCACAAUUUUGUCACGUUCCGGCUGCCAACAUUCUAAGUAUUCAUGAUGUUCCCAAUAUUUGGCAUAUUCCUCUCUUACUUAGAAACCAAAAUGCUCAUCAAUCAAUUCUGAAACAGCUAGAUUUACUCAGCAUUGCCACAAUUCCAGAUUUAGAAGCUUGGACCAGGAGGGCAGAAACUUUUGAUAAUCUCACUGAUUCUGUGAGGAUUGCAAUGGUGGGGAAAUAUGUUGGCCUGACAGACUCAUAUCUAUCUGUUGUUAAGGCCCUUUUACAUGCAUGCAUUGCGUGCUCUUUGAAGCCAUCGAUUGACUGGAUUGCAGCUUCAGACCUUGAAGAUGAUAGUGCCCAAUUGACACCAGAAGCUCAUGCUGCUGCAUGGAAGACUUUAAGAAAUGCUGAAUGUGUCAUAGUGCCUGGUGGAUUUGGAGAUCGUGGUAUAGGUGGAAUGAUAUUGGCCGCAAAAUAUGCUAGAGAGAAUAAUGUUCCUUAUCUUGGCAUUUGCUUGGGCAUGCAGAUCUCCGUCAUUGAGUAUGCCAGAUCUGUUCUUGGUCUUGAAAGGGCAAAUAGUACGGAGUUUGAUGAGCAGACACCUGAUCCUGUUGUGAUUUUUAUGCCUGAAGGCUCAAGAACACAUAUGGGAAGCACAAUGAGACUAGGAUCUCGAAGAACACUAUUCCAGACCCCCGAUUGUCUUACUUCUAAAUUGUACUGCAAUCCACAGUAUGUAGACGAACGGCAUCGGCAUAGAUAUGAGGUAAACCCGGAUGUCAUUGGGGUUCUUGAACAAGGUGGGCUGAAAUUUGUUGGGAAGGAUGAAACUGGGAAAAGGAUGGAGGUUCUGGAGCUUCCAGGUCAUCCAUUUUAUGUAGGAGUGCAGUUUCAUCCAGAAUUUAAAUCGCGGCCAGGGAAGCCCUCGGCUCCAUUUUUAGGUCUUAUAUUAUCUGCAAGAGGACAAUUGGAAGCAUAUCUUAGCAGGCAUCAAAAAGGAAAUUGAUUUUACAAGUUAUACUGAUUACAUCGCAUCUGACUUACAAGGUAAUCUUCUUUCUGAAAAUUAAAUGUGAAGAAAUUCCUUGGGUAGAACAAAUUGUUACCUGGCUUAGCAGCCUGAUUGGCUGAGGAUGUGCUUUGACCUUGACAGUAGCUGCUCUAGAGACUAGAAUUUAUACUUGGUACUUUUGGCAAUGUUACGUCAACUGUAUUUUGUACCAUUGUUUGCACGCGUCUCCUUUUACUUUUACAUUAUUACAUAUGUUCACAUUGCGUGGGGAAGGAUUUAUGCGGAAAUUGUCUAAUUGCUCUCGUGCACCAACUGGUACGAGGGAAAGGUAUUUUCCUGUACCUAGGUCAACUUGACAUGGUCUAGCACAGCGCACCAAUGUAUCUAAUGAUAUGUUAAGGUGUCACUAUUUGGCAGUGUUAGGCCACUGGGAUGCAGCCUUUGCCGGUGGUUUGGUUAGUGUAGGGUACAGUCAGAUACAACUUUCAAUUUUUUUUUUUUUGUUUUCUGAACUGACACCUAGCUCGGUACCUAUGUUUGCAGGAGAAAAUUGAUAUUAUUUGAGGUCUUACGCUAUAGAUAUACGCAAGGAGGUUCUUCACGUGGAUCCUUAUUGCAAUGCACAUAUUAUGGUCCUUCAGUUCUUACCCGACUCAUUCUUUCCUAUCUACCUUUAAUCAAAAAAGGAUAAUUGAGUUCUUGGUGCAUUUGACCUGAUAUUCACAGGGCAAAUCUUCAGAAUUGGUUCCAGAAAAUUGUAGCAAUGUGUGAGAGUUACAGCAUUCUUGACUGAUUUGAGGGAUUUCCGUUUUAUUGUCCUAAAUUUCAGAACUUAUUUUCUACAUGUUGAUUGGCAUGUAGCUCUUUCAGCAACAGGUUAAAAAUAAAAUCCUUUUUUUCAUGGGUAUAUAGGGGGUGAGGAAAGGCAGAUGUAAUCUCUUCCGAAUUGUCAUGUCGUUUCAUGUAAUUCUUCUAUCAAUGAUAGCAACUAUUUUUUUACCUCAA
Molecule: messenger RNA, 2924 nt
Organism: Theobroma umbraticum
Lineage: Eukaryota; Viridiplantae; Streptophyta; Magnoliopsida; Malvales; Malvaceae
Product: CTP synthase family protein
Biological process (GO): CTP biosynthetic process; pyrimidine nucleobase biosynthetic process
Molecular function (GO): CTP synthase activity; identical protein binding
Source: RefSeq, a predicted model, not a curated record